This is a messenger RNA of Marasmius oreades (fairy-ring Marasmius), 1228 nucleotides long. RefSeq lists its product as uncharacterized. Bases 108 to 1112 code for a protein of 334 amino acids. NCBI's taxonomy places the organism in Eukaryota, Fungi, Basidiomycota, Agaricomycetes, Agaricales, Marasmiaceae. Gene Ontology annotation, molecular function: protein binding. The transcript is spliced from 7 exons. Gene Ontology annotation, cellular component: Cdc73/Paf1 complex. The record is from RefSeq and is a predicted model, not a curated record.
GAACAACUUUUACACGUGACUCUUUGUGGGCUCGCGAUCGCCAACUUGGCCGUGGGCGCGUCCGUUUUUUCCCCCGUUUGUUCCCACUGGGUACUGGUAGCUAGGAAAUGAGUCUCGCUUUUUUACACGCUCACGACUCGUCCGAACCUCAUUCAGACGCUGUUUGGGGCAUUUCAUGGACGAUAAACGACACCGUACUCUCAAUAUCUGCAGACGGUGGAAUCAAACAAUGGACAUCAUCCUCAGGACAACCCCAUCCACCAAGCUCCAACUCCGGCUUUCCUCCUCGCCAUACAUUAGGGCUGGUUUCUCUCUCAACAUCACUCGAUGGUAGAUAUGCGCUGUAUAAUAGUAUUGAGGGGCUGACGUGUCUGUGGGAUCUGAGCUCCGGAGAGCUAGUGGGCAAAUUCGAGAGUUAUGCAAGGACUGCACAGUCGGACGAGGUUGAACCCGCAUGGUCGGUAUCACUCAAUCCCAAAGGAGAAACAUACGCCUCCUCUGGAGGAUCGGGGAAAGUCACCAUCCACUCAGCCCAACCAUCUGAAAACUUCGGUAAAAAGUUAACCUCCAUACCAUCAGGAAGGACAAAAUUUGGGAUGUACUGUGCUCACAGUCCCGAUGGAAAACGGCUCGCCCUCUCUUCCGAAAGCGGACAGAUCUUCAUUUUCGACCUGGAAUCAAACUCUCUAGUAAACACGUUUACCUCGCAUGCUAUGAACGUCCGUUCUUUGUCUUGGUCUCCGGACUCCAGCCUUCUUCUAAGCGCAUCUGAGGAUAAACGCCUCGUUCUUCAUGACGUUCGAUCAUCUCCUUCAAACGUCACUGCAGGGGGAGCUGUCGCCACAUUCAGCGGUCAUUCAUCAUGGGUUCUCAGUGUUGACAUGUCUCCUGAUGGAAGAUUGGGACUCUCGGGGUCAGCAGAUAAAACUAUCAAGGUUUGGGAUAUCGCUGCACGCGCCUGUGUUUCAACCAUUCCCGAUACUGGUGGGGGCGAAGUAUGGGCUGUCUCAUGGAGACCGAAACCUCCUGCCCACGGGGCCGGUGCUGGUGCGUUCGUUAGUGGUAACGAAGACGGGGUGGUGAGGUGGUGGAGAGGUGCUGGUGCAAACUGAAGCCCAUAUCCAUAGAAUUCUGAGUUCUCGGUCACGCAUGUGCAAUGUCUCAAUUUUGCUGUACUGUAAAAUGUAAACUGUAGCUGUAAACGCGGUACUUCAGGUGCGGGUAUAUG